Molecule: messenger RNA, 1188 nt
Organism: Boeremia exigua
Lineage: Eukaryota; Fungi; Ascomycota; Dothideomycetes; Pleosporales; Didymellaceae
Product: U6 snRNA phosphodiesterase Usb1
Exons: 2
Coding region: 46-1044 (332 amino acids)
Biological process (GO): U6 snRNA 3'-end processing
Cellular component (GO): nucleus
Molecular function (GO): 3'-5'-RNA exonuclease activity
Source: RefSeq, a predicted model, not a curated record
ACCUUGUGCCUGGCCUGUCAAAGGAUCAACAGGGCCAGGCCAACCAUGUCGCUGGUGCAGUAUUCUGACUCUGAUUCUGGCGCCGACGACGCGGCCGUUGCAGCCCAGAAACCCAAGCCGCAGAAAUCCAAGCCGGCGCUGAAGCGCAAGCGCAGCCCGUCCCGUGAUACUGACCUUCCGCCGUUGCCGGCUGCAUUCCACGACCUCUACUCGACAAAUGCGCGCGUCAGCACAAGCGACAACCCCAACCUCCACGGCGGCCGUAAGCGGGCUGUCCCUCACGUGGAAGGUAAUUGGCCAAGCCAUGUUUAUCUCGAGUGGGUCCCUUCACAGGCCGAGUCUGAUGGUCUCCACAGCCUGAUACAAACCAUCACGGCCUCCAUCACGGCUGAGAACAAGAAGCGGUCCAAACCCCUUCCCGUGCCUGACAUCAUACCGUCGCUGCAGUCCGAUCUUGGCGCGCCUCUACCAUUGCAUGUUUCGCUCUCGCGCACGCUGCAAAUCAAGACUGAGGACCGCGACGGGUUUCUUGCAGCCCUCGACGCCUCGCUGCGGCGCGCCGCAGUCCCCGCCUUCAGCCCGUCCUUCAGCGGUUUAAAGUGGGUGCCGAACUUCGAGCGCAACCGCUGGUUCCUCAUUCUCGGUAUCGCUAAGCCGCCGCACGACGAGCUGAACCGCCUGCUCGCCGCGUGCAAUGCCGCAGCGCAGCAGUCUGGGUUUGCGGCGCUGUACGCUGGCGGUCAGGGGGACGGGCCGAUGGCGCCCAAUCCCAACUCGCCCACUGCACGUUCACAUGAAGCAAGCACUGAUCGCUCGGAGAAUUUCCAUGUCAGCGUCGCGUGGAACCUGUCCGAGCCUGAGGCGGCGUGGGUGGACUUGGUCGCGGGGUUGAGCGUAGACAGUGUAAGUUCCCCGGACGCGUCGUUUGAUGUGGUGAAGGCGCGCGUCGGGAACGUCGUGCACAACUUCGAUCUCUCGACUAGGAAGACGAGUCUAGGCAAACCCGGCGCCGGGGCGCGGCGAGCGUCGCUGGGCCUGGGGUAGGGCUGUGCAGCUCGUUGACGUGGACAUCCUGGUCCGGGAUCCCUGAGGUUAAUGCUUGGGCAGCGAAGUCAGGCAGGUCUGGAUCAAGUCGUUUUCGCGACCGAGAUGAAGCUCUGCCUCGAUUGGGUUUGUCUUGAGUAUUGU